Messenger RNA from Torulaspora globosa, 816 nucleotides. RefSeq lists its product as uncharacterized. Gene Ontology annotation, molecular function: transmembrane transporter activity. The record is from RefSeq and is a predicted model, not a curated record. Lineage: Eukaryota; Fungi; Ascomycota; Saccharomycetes; Saccharomycetales; Saccharomycetaceae. Gene Ontology annotation, cellular component: membrane. Bases 1 to 816 code for a protein of 271 amino acids. The transcript has a single exon.
AUGACUGAAAGAUACUCCUCAAGUGAGAAAUCUUCAAAUCUGGAUACAGAGGCACAGAGGGUCUUUGAGGUCCCUCAAGACCUUACUGGGAGUAAUAAAGAUGCCACCAAAAAUGAGGAGCAAAUUAAUGUGACAUACUAUGAUGAUGAUCGCUUGAGCUCUUCGUCAGAAUGGCACGUUUUUACAAACCCUCAGCAGGCAAAAUACUACAGAAAUCUAUAUGAGUCCACGAAUUACGAGUGCCGUCACUUGUUCGAUCCUGACAUGACAUGGACAGAGGAGGAGGAAAGAAAGGUUGUGAAAAAAAAUGACUGGUAUGUGACUUUCUGGGCUUUUAUCAUGUUUACUGCUCUGGAUUUUGAUCGAUAUAACAUUGCCCAGGCUUUAUCCGCUAAUAUGUUAGAUGACCUCAAAUUGACAACCGAUGAUUAUAAUUUGGGUAAUACAAUCAAUCUGGUGUGCUUUCUGGUAGCUGAACUGCCAUCUCAAUUAAUUUCCAAAAAGAUUGGCGCAGAUAUCUGGAUUCCAACGCAGCUAUGUCUCUGGAGCGCAGUAUCGAUGUGUCAGGCUGCAAUGACAACUCGAGCGGGGUUCUUGGCCACAAGAGGACUAUUGGGUGCCUUGCAAGGUGGUUUUAUUUGUGAUGUCUGUUUAUGGAUGAGUUACUUUUUCACUUCUAAAGAGUUACCUUUUCGUCUAUCGCUGUUUUAUAUUGCAAAUCCAAUGACAUCAGUAUGGUCUUCCCUGCUCUCCUUUGCACUUUUGAAGAUCAAAACAAGUGGCAUAAUGGAACAGUCUUUUGAUGGUUAUUUCUAA